Pararge aegeria (speckled wood butterfly) is the source of this 1108-nucleotide messenger RNA. RefSeq names its product CUGBP Elav-like family member 4 (gene bru3). Gene Ontology annotation, biological process: regulation of alternative mRNA splicing, via spliceosome; mRNA splice site recognition. The transcript is spliced from 9 exons. Gene Ontology annotation, cellular component: ribonucleoprotein complex; cytoplasm; nucleus. NCBI's taxonomy places the organism in Eukaryota, Metazoa, Arthropoda, Insecta, Lepidoptera, Nymphalidae. The record is from RefSeq and is a predicted model, not a curated record. Gene Ontology annotation, molecular function: mRNA binding. The coding region runs from base 1 to 1017 and encodes 338 amino acids.
AUGUACGUAUGUUUGUUGGCAGGUUGCGCGUUCGUCAAGUUCAGUUCACACCAGGAAGCGCAAGCAGCCAUCACAAGCCUGCACGGGAGUCAAACUAUGCCGGGAGCGUCUUCGAGCCUGGUAGUAAAGUUUGCAGACACGGAGAAGGAACGUCAACUAAGGCGCAUGCAGCAGAUGGCCGGCAACAUGAGUCUCCUAAACCCGUUCGUGUUCAACCAGUUCGGCGCAUACGGCACCUACGCCCAGGUCAUCACCGAACAAGUUGAUUUACAGCAACAGGCAGCGCUGAUGGUGGCCGCAACUGCUCAGGGUUACAUCAGUCCAAUGACGGCACUCGCUUCCCACGCCCUCAAUGGCAUGGCCAACUCGGUCGUACCACCAUCGUCUGACAACUUUACCGGCCUGGCGAUAGGCACAGGUGCCCAGCCGCUAAACGGCGCACUGCCGUCGCUUCCCUCGCCCACUAUGCCGGGGUUCAAUAUGGCGGCUCAGACCGCUAACGGACAACCUCCCCCACAGGAGGCCGUGUACACCAACGGCAUUCACCAGACGUUCACUGGACCGGUGCCAGUGACGGCGCAGGGCAUUCCGAACGGCGAAGCAGCACUGCAGCAUGCGGCCUACCCCGGCAUGCCACCAUUCCCCGGAGUCGCUUACCCAGCGGUUUAUGGGCAGUUUCCGCAGCCGAUCCCACCACCGAUGCCGACUAUAGCGCCGGCACAGAGAGAAGGCUGCUCAAUCUCUGGGCCCGAGGGCUGCAACCUCUUCAUUUACCAUUUACCGCAGGAGUUUGGCGAUGCUGAGCUAAUGCAGAUGUUUCUCCCAUUCGGAAACGUGAUCAGUAGCAAGGUCUUCAUUGAUCGAGCAACUAACCAGAGCAAAUGUUUUGGGUUCGUGUCGUUCGACAAUCCGACGUCAGCCCAGGCGGCCAUCCAGGCGAUGAACGGAUUUCAAAUCGGCAUGAAGCGGCUAAAGGUCCAGCUGAAGCGGCCCAAGGACGCACACAGGCCCUACUAACCCAUGACGCCGUCCCCGCGCACUCACGCAAUGCCCAGGAAAGCUGCCGGCAAAUUCCGUUUACCCGCGGUGGGCUUGUUAGCGUAUUAUC